AUGGCAGGAAGCUCACCUUUGGACAGUCCUGAGGAGUUGGAUGACUUCUCAGACUCUGGCAGCGACUAUGAGGCCACGCUGAAAGCCACAAAGCGACGAAAACGGCUAGUACCUGGACCUUUGCUACCCAAGAGACCCAGGCGUAAUGCUGCACUGAGGGUGACGUCCAGCCCCAGUAACAACCCCAUCCCCACUUCUCCUCCUGACCCCUCCCUGCAGCAGCAGCCGUCCUCCCUGGGGACAUCCAGGCAGACCGUGGUGGACGAGUGGCUGGACAGCUACAAGCAGAGCCGAAAGUCGGGACUGCUGGUGCUCAUCAACUUCAUCGUUCAGUCCUGUGGAUGCAAAGGCGUGGUUAGCCAAGAGAUGUUGGACAGCAUGCAGAAUGCUGAAAUUAUCAGCACACUGACCAAAGAGUUCGAUGAGGAUUCUGUGAACUACCCUCUAUGCACUCCAGGUGCACAGCUGAAGCGUUUCAAAGCCGGCCUGUGUGAAUUUGUUCGGGUUCUGGUGCGCUCCUGUCAGAAUAGUCUUAUUUAUGAUGAAUAUCUCUUCCCUUCCCUGGUGUCGCUGCUCACUGGCCUGUCAGACUCCCAGGUCCGAGCCUUCAGACACACCAGCACCCUGCUUGCCAUGAAGCUGAUGACGGGGUUGGUGAAAAUCGCUGUGCUAGUGUCUGUUCAGCUGCAGACCACCCAGCGCCGAUUCGACGCGGAGAAAAGCAAGAGGGAGCUUGACAGAGCCUCUGACAGACUGGAGGAGCUGCAGGCCACCUUCAGAGAGUUACAAGAGAACAGAGAGGAGCUGUCCUCCACGAUGAACAGCAUCUUCCGUGGUGUGUUUGUGCAUCGAUACCGCGACCGUCUGCCUGACAUCCGGGCAGCAUGUAUUGAGGAGUUGGGCGUUUGGCUGAAAACGGACCCUGAGGACUUCCUCAAUGAUGGGUGUCUUAAGUAUCUGGGAUGGACCCUGCAUGACAGACAAAGUCCGGUUCGUCUGCAGUGUGUUCGCACCCUGCAGGAUCUGUACCAGGAGAAGGAAUUCAUUGGCCGCCUGGAGCUUUUCACCAGCAGAUUUAAAGAAAGGAUUCUCAGCAUGGUGCUGGACAAGGACCCAGACGUGGCAGUGGAAGUGGUCAGUCUGUGUCUGCUGAUGCAACAGAGGACGGAGGAAGGCCUGACUGAGGAGGAGUGCGGCCACAUCUAUCCUUUGGUUUAUGCUUCACAUCGAGCUCUGUCGUCUGCAGCCGGCACUUUCCUCUACAACAAACUGAAAAGUUUGAUUGACAGUGACAGCCAGGAGGAUAAUAGAAGCAACAGUGCAGCCUUUUUGCAAAUCGCCAUCUCCUUCUAUAUCCAGAGUGAGUUCCAUGAGCAUGGAGCCUACCUGGUGGACAGUCUGUGGGGUGUGGCAGGAUCAGAGCUGAGAGACUGGGAGACUAUGACAGCUUUCCUGCUACAGGACGCUGGUCUGAUGUAUGAGGAGGAGGGGGUGCUCAUAGAGCUGAUGAUGUGCGCCAUCAAACAGGCUGCACAGGCAACCCCACCUGUUGGGAGAACUCAGGGCAAAAAGAUGAUCCUGAGUAUGAAGGAGAAGAAGAUCCAGGAACAAGACAGGAGACGCAUCACCACACACUUCAUCCCCUUACUGCCGCAGCUGCUGGCCAAAUACUCAGCAGACGCAGGGAAGGUGAGCCUUCUUCUCAAAGCUCCCCUCUACUUCGAGCUGGAGAUGUACAGCAGCGCUCAGUGGCUGGAAAAGCAUCUGGACCUGCUGCUGUCCCAGAUAUGUGGCAUUGUGGAGAAGCACACAGAGCUCACUGUGUUGGAGGCUUGUGCCCACCUGGCAAGCACUCUCUGCUCCGAGUCUUACACCUUCUCCUCACGUGCACACGUGGCAUUCAGCCAGCUGCUCGAUGGCCUGACGGAGUGUUUCGGCAGCUACUUAAGUGACCUGCUGCAGGGUACCGCUGAUGAAGAUGACACAUACAGCGCAGCCACUGCCUUGAAAAGGAUUGCUGCCUUGAGCAGUGCAAAGGACCCGACUGGCUGGAAGCUGUUUGACUCCUGUCUCGAGUUGGUGAAGAGCGGGAUUGAGUCCAUAGCUCCUGACAAAGAGCUCUUGGUCUCGGCUCUGAAGUGUGCAGGCCUUCACUUGAUGUGGGCCAAAGUAAAUGUGGUCAACUCUAAGCCAGCUGAGGUGGAACUGAAGCGUCUGAACGAGGAAGUGCGUUCGUUCUGCCGAGUCUGUCGGACAUGUUUGUCUGCGCACCAAGCUGAGAUCAGAGAUCAGGCAUUUGAGUUGUUGUGUGACUUGCUGCUGCUGUACAGUGCGAGUUCAGUCCGCUCUGAACCUGCCCUCCAAGCACUGGUCCACCUGCCAUCUGGUUCUCUGCGCUCCGAGUUGGCCGCUUUCCUUCUGGACUACAUCUUCAUCGACGCUGAAGAUGUCGAGCUCAGUGCCAAAGAAAAAGAGGAGACAGAGAUAAGUCUUCUCCAGAGGAAGCGCAACCAGUUGGCUGGCUACUGUAAACUGAUCAUCUUUGGGGUGCUGGACCUCACUGCUGCCACCGAUGUCUUCAAGCACUACAACAAGUACUUUAAAGACUUUGGGGACAUCAUUAAAGAGACUGUGAGCAAGACCAAGCUCAUCAACCCCAUACAGAGCGCCAGGACCGUCUGUCUGAGUCUGCAGCAGCUGUUUUCAGAGAUGCUUACAGACAACCGCAGUAGGGAGGAUCUCUCUGAGAUUAGAGACUUGGCCAAGAGGCUUGCCAUGAGCUUUGGCAUCGAUCUGCAGCGUGUCCGCCAACCACUGUUGGCCCUACACAAGGAUGGUAUAUGUUUUGCAUUUCGGGGCUCACCAGAGGGAGAGGAGCAGCAUGUAAAUGUGGCCUUCUUGGAGAUCCUCAGCGAGUUCAGUUUCAAGUUGCUGCAACAGGACCGCGCCCAACUGACUGAUUUUCUGAAGUCACAGUGUCCCAGUGCUGCCCUCUCCUGGCCCUCAGUCAGAGUGUAUCAGCGUUCUUUGGUGGCUCGCUCCACCUCCAAACCCAGAGAGCAGCAGGAUGGAGGUGAUACUGUGUCCUCACGGCGUUCUCCUGUAGCCAAACGCAAGAGGACCGCUGCUCCAGGUUCAGCGUCCAGCGCUGCCAGAGGGUCCUGGUUGACCAGCAUCAGUAUCCACAGCAGCCUGCCCACCCCGGCCCUCACCUCCACUGUCCAGAAACAGCAAACCAAGCAGCUGGUCUCCAGGAAACCCAGAGCCAUGGAGUCUGAUGUUGGUACUGGCUUAAGUGAGCUGGAGUCAGAGAAUGAGUUCUCCCCAGUUUCACAGAUGCGAAAGGUGAAACCCACCAAGCGACGCAUGUCAACAUUCACUAAACCAACUUUGGACCAGCAAGACCUGAACUCCCACCUCAACUUGCUUUCUCUGAUAGAGGACAGAGAGAGAGAAGAGGCUGAGAUUGAAGAUUAUGAAAGUGACUCUGACUCUCCAUAUACACUGCCGUCCACACGUCACACCCCAGCCAGCAUCCUCGAUGACCUCUUUGACUGAGGUCAGCUCGGCAUCAUUUCUUCAACGCUUCCACAUUUCCAAAGGUUUCAGUAUUCAAGUGUGCUAAAUAUUCGAGUCGGUUGUUCCUCUGAAUGACCUCGUACUGAGUUCACUAAUCAGGUCUGUUUCAGUUUGUUAUUUUGUUGGAUGAUUAUAAAGUCUGGAGACAAAAGCUGUUCUAACGCAACAUCAGGGAAGUUCAUGUUGCCAAAUGUUCAAAAAUAAAUGUGAAAGUUUAGGUAGAUCUCUGUAGGCUAAUGGCAAGCUGGAAGUCUCCCGUGUUCAACAUUUUGAAUUUCACACUUUGCACUAUUGUUAACAGCACCUUUUGAUUUUGAUUAAUACUUGUUAAUCGAAUGUUUAUUAAAAGAUGCUUAAUUGGGCACAAAAACAAAGUGUUUUUAAUUUGAUUACAAGGUGUAUAUAAAUGAUUGUGGUAGAUCAAUGCCCCAUUUAUUUUCAGAUAAAACACAAAUUCAAAUUAAAUGCUCUUCAGAGACAUUAAGAUUUCAGCAGUUCUCAUAUGGAUAUUCAAUAGCUUUUAUCGAUUCCUUGCUUUUUCCCUGACAGAUACCCCGAUUGUGCUUCAGUUUAUGGUGGAAAUGUCUGUUUAAAUAAAGGAAAAUACAAAACUCAG
Acanthochromis polyacanthus (spiny chromis) is the source of this 4195-nucleotide messenger RNA. RefSeq names its product cohesin subunit SA-1 (gene stag3). The transcript is spliced from 31 exons. Lineage: Eukaryota; Metazoa; Chordata; Actinopteri; Pomacentridae. Gene Ontology annotation, molecular function: chromatin binding. The record is from RefSeq and is a predicted model, not a curated record. Gene Ontology annotation, biological process: sister chromatid cohesion. Gene Ontology annotation, cellular component: nucleus; cohesin complex; chromatin. The coding region runs from base 1 to 3558 and encodes 1185 amino acids.